AGUUUUGACAAAAACAGCUGCAAACGAAAAAAGCCUCUCUCUCACGAAAAUGGUCCUCUCGAGAAACCUUCACCUCUCCAUUAUUUUCAUUGCAGUCCUCUUCACCUUCGCACAGGCAGCCAACUUUGAGAUCAGGAACAACUGCCCCUACACAGUCUGGGCCGCUGCAUCACCAGGUGGUGGGAGGCGGCUCAACCGCGGUGAAGUCUGGACCAUCAACGUGCCAGCCGGCACGAAAGGUGGCCGUGUCUGGGGCCGAACCAACUGCAACUUUGAUGGCAACGGCCGAGGAAGGUGCCAAACCGGUGACUGUAAUGGGCUUCUACAGUGUCAAGGCUACGGUGCAGCACCCAACACUCUAGCCGAAUACGGGCUAAACGGUUACAAUAACUUGGAUUUCUAUGACAUUUCACUGGUUGAUGGGUUUAACAUCCCCAUGGAUUUCAGUCCAACCAACGGUGGCUGUCAUGAUAUUAGAUGCACGGCUGAUAUCAAUGGCCAAUGUCCGGCGGCGUUGAGGGCUCCGGGAGGUUGUAACAACCCUUGUACGGUGUACAAGACGGAUCGAUACUGUUGCAACUCAGGGAACUGCGGACCAACCGAUUACUCCAGGUUCUUCAAGGAUAGGUGCAGAGAUGCCUACAGUUACCCCAAGGACGAUGCCACAAGCACGUUUACCUGCAGUGGUAAUAGCAAUUACAGGGUCGUGUUUUGCCCAUAAUGAGGCUUUACUUCUCUUGUUUAUGUGUGAAAAGAUCUUUUGAGUUGCAGGUCUCAAAAGAUAUAUAUUUAUUAACUAAAUAAAUAAAACUGCCUUCAGCUUUCCUAAUC
Molecule: messenger RNA, 831 nt
Organism: Macadamia integrifolia
Lineage: Eukaryota; Viridiplantae; Streptophyta; Magnoliopsida; Proteales; Proteaceae
Product: protein P21-like
Exons: 1
Coding region: 50-721 (223 amino acids)
Biological process (GO): defense response
Cellular component (GO): extracellular region
Source: RefSeq, a predicted model, not a curated record